AUGUAUCUCUUCGCUCGCGCCGAAAGACAGGUUCAGGAUGUCUUCACUUUCUUCUUUUCGGAAGUGCCGCCAGACACACUGCCAAACAGGCUUCUACAAAUCAACGUCGCAGAAGCAACAUCCCCAAAUUCUAUGAUUGAAAAGUUCAAACUGGGGCCAUAUGAAGUGCCCCGUCUCUUUAAUGGGUUCUGGCAAUUAUCUUCACCGGCUUGGGGGUCCGGUACUUCAGAUACCCAGGAAGCAGCGCUUAUUCAACUUGUAGAAUCCGGCUUGAGCGCGGCAGACAUGGCGGAUCACUACGGCGAUGCAGAGUUGAUCUAUGGCGAUUUCCGGCAGCGGCUACCUGUAGAUAUUAAGGAUAUGAUUUAUGCCGCGACGAAAUGGUGUAUAUUCAGCGCUAUCAAACAGACUAUCAGUCGCGACUGGGUCCUCGAUGCAGUUAAAGAGCGUAGCCGACGACUUAGUGGAAGGAUUGAGCUUCUGCAGCUCCACUGGUACGAUUACUCCUCAAAAGAGUAUUUGACCGUUCUGGAAGAGUUGAUACUGAUCAGCAAGGAUCACCCUGAGCUCCUUUCUUCCGUUGGGCUUUGUAAUUUCGAUUCAGACCACGUAGAAGAAGUGUGUCAGCAUCUUCUAUACAAGACAGGAUCUGUCGGCAUAGUGUCGAAUCAAGUGCAAUUCUCUCUUUGCGAUUCUCGACCGCUUCAGAAAAUGUCAGCCAUUUGCUCCAAAUAUGACUUGAAACUUCUGACUUACGGUUCUUUUUCGGGUGGGUUCAUAGCCGAGAAAUGGCUUGGAGUGCCUGUCCCAGAGGUUUAUUCAGAGGGUCAGCACUUGACUCCUUCUCAACGCAAGUAUCUCGACAUCAUAAACUUAUGGGGGGGAUGGGAGGAAUUCCAAUCGCUCCUUGGAACACUAAAGGCCAUUGCUAGUAGCAGGAAUGUGAGCUUGACCAAUGUGGCAACUCGUUGGGUCUUACAACAGCCCGCUGUUGGCGCAGUCAUCGUUGGGACUAGGCUCGGCGUGACUGCGCACAGUGGCGAUAAUGCCAACGUGUUCACUUUCCGGCUGAGUGAGGAUGAGAUGAGAGAAAUCAACCACGUUGCACUUGGUCUUGGCAAUAGUAAAUGUUUGGCAAUGUUCCAAAAGCUUGGAGAUUGCGGGAAUGAAUAUAGAGCUAUGCAUUAA
This is a messenger RNA of Clonostachys rhizophaga, 1188 nucleotides long. The record is from the annotation of a GenBank genome assembly. Lineage: Eukaryota; Fungi; Ascomycota; Sordariomycetes; Hypocreales; Bionectriaceae.